AUGUUUUCCAAAAUGAUUAUAGAACUUGUAAUUUUCCAAGUUUUGGGUGUAUCCCUGGGUGAAAUGUGGAAACCACCUGUCCAUUUUCUGAGUCUAGACCAGACGGAAAUCCGGCUUUACACAAAGACAGAAGAAGCAUUACUUGUACGGUCAAGCUACAAGAGUGAUGGGCCAAAUAGGAGCUAUCUUUCUGUAUAUUCAAAAGACCUGGAAGUGACAGAAGUGGUAAAUGUGACCAGGAUGUCUUCGGAAGUUGCAAACUUUAAAAUAAACCUACUGCCAAAGAGAGCAGGUGAGACAAGUUUAACUAUCCAGCUAUGGGAUUUUGUAGGUGGACAAGAAAAACUCAUCGAAGAGAUAAAAGACAUCCAAAUGAAAGUGAUCUUCAAACAGGAAACAGAGACUGUCCUAAAGGCACUGCUGCAUUUUGACAGCUAUGCCCUAAUGCUGAUUUUCCCAAUGAUCUUGCUUAAUAAAUGUGCAUUUGGUUGCAAGAUUGAAGUGGAGACACUCCAGAUUGCAUGGAAGAGACCUUUACCAAUAAUUCUUGGUGCAGCCAUACAGUUUUUUGUUAUGCCAUUCUGUGGAUUUCUUUUUACUAGGGUUUUGGCAUUAUCCCAAGCUCUCUCUUUUGGAUUUGUCAUGACUUGUACCUGUCCUGGAGGAGGUGGAGGCUACCUCUUUGCCCUGCUUCUGGAAGGUGAUAUUACUUUGGCCAUUGUGAUGACUUGUACUUCAACAUUAUUAGCACUGAUAAUGAUGCCUCUAAAUUCAUAUAUUUAUAGUAGAAUGUUGGGACUGCAUGGUUCACUGCAUAUACCUGUUUCUAAAAUCAUGACAACCCUUCUUUUCAUAGUUAUACCGAUAUCAGUAGGCAUAAUCAUUAAGCAGAAAGUACCUAAAUGGGCAAGCUACCUGGAAAAAAUAAUUAAACCUUUUAGUUUUGUGUUAAUGUCUGUUGGAAUAUAUUUGAGCUUCAGAAUGGGAUCACUGUUUGCAAAAACAAUCAGUUUGGAGAUGCUUUUCCUGGGAAUAUUAGUUCCUGUGUUGGGUUUGUUGUUUGGAUAUUCAUUUUCUAAAAUGCUUAUGUUGCCUCUUCCAGUUUGCAAAACAGUUGCUAUUGAAGGUGGGGCUCUAAAUAGUUUCUUAGCAUUGGCCAUUAUUCAGCUCUCUUUUCCACAACCCAAGGCAGAUUUGGCAUCUGCUGCUCCUUUUACAGUAGCCAUGUGUUCUGGCUUUGAAAUGUUGCUUAUGAUUCUGUUAUACAAUGCUAAGAAAAUUACUGUUCUAAAUGUAGAAAAUGAAAAACUAAAAUCUUUUGUCUAA
Messenger RNA from Gracilinanus agilis (Agile Gracile Mouse Opossum), 1326 nucleotides. It is a transcript of the gene SLC10A5, whose product is annotated as solute carrier family 10 member 5. Lineage: Eukaryota; Metazoa; Chordata; Mammalia; Didelphimorphia; Didelphidae. The record is from RefSeq and is a predicted model, not a curated record. The transcript has a single exon. Gene Ontology annotation, cellular component: membrane. Gene Ontology annotation, biological process: bile acid and bile salt transport. Gene Ontology annotation, molecular function: bile acid:sodium symporter activity. The coding region runs from base 1 to 1326 and encodes 441 amino acids.